CAUGCUCCUGAAGGUGCUGCUGCUUCUAGGGCUCGCUGUGCUGGGCACUCACGUCUGGACCAUUCAAAAGGAAUUUGUAAAUGUUAAUAAGAACCACGAUUAUUUUGUGGCAUCUGUGGAGUUUGCUGUGGCUCGGUUCAAUGAUGACAAUAUGGAAGAGAAUGCAUACAGGUUGCUGGAGGUCGGGCGAGCCCAGCAAAAGAGGUGGACAAUGAUAUUUUUAAUGGACUUGGAGAUCGGCCGCACAAUUUGUAAGAAACACAGUAAAGACAUUGACAACUGCCCCUUCAAAGAAGGCCCAGAGGAGAAACAGGUGGACUGCACUUUUAUUGUGGAUGCUCGACCCUGGUUUUCCCAGUUCACCCUCCUGAACAGCACCUGUGUGUAGAAAUAGACGGGGCAGGAGCUGUGGCUUCUCACAGCAGAAGUUCCUUUUCUGCUAGAGGGUGAGAGUCGGCCUGCAGUCACAGGUCUGUGCAGCAACAGGGGAAAUAAAGGCAUCUCAGAGCA
Messenger RNA from Diceros bicornis minor, 510 nucleotides. Its product is annotated as probable cystatin-16. The record is from RefSeq and is a predicted model, not a curated record. The coding region runs from base 2 to 388 and encodes 128 amino acids. Gene Ontology annotation, molecular function: cysteine-type endopeptidase inhibitor activity. Lineage: Eukaryota; Metazoa; Chordata; Mammalia; Perissodactyla; Rhinocerotidae. The transcript is spliced from 3 exons.